UUCUGUAGACACAAAAAAUACAAUCCAACAACCAAAAGUCAAUAUUCACUCCAAAAAAAACAUUCAUAUUCUCCAUACCCAAAAAUUCCCAUUUGUUUUUUGAUUUCUAAAAUGGUUAAUCCAUUUAUUUGUGGAUCUUUUCAUCAUCAAGAUGAAGAUGAUAUGGAAAAUUUAAGCCCUUGUUCAACACCAAAAAGAUCAAAAAAGAAUUUGUCAAGAACAAGGUCUAGUAACAAGAAUAACCCUUAUUCAGACCGAGGUCUUGACAAAUUUUCUGCACUUUUAGCUGAUCUUGAAGACAAGAAACAGAGGAUUUAUUCACAAAUUGGCCCUGAUGAUAUCUCUUUCGUUCGUUUCGUCUUUUCGAAUUCCAAUGAUGUCAAGCCCAUUGUUGUUAAGUUGAAGGACAAGAAGCAGACAACAAAUGAUCACGACAGCAAGCAAACCACUGAAAAAAUUCAAUCUCAGGCGACUGACGAAACAAAUGAAGGGAAAGAAUUGCAAGUUGAUUCCAAGAGAAGGCUAAAAAGGAGCAUUUCUUGGAAAUUUAAGUUGGAAAAUUUGAAGAAACCUUUGUUUUAUUUGCCAAUGACUAUAAUAUUGAUAUUGGUUUUUUUGGCUAUAUAUGGAAGGUCAUUUGCAAUAAUGUGUACUUCAAUUGGAUGGUACAUAAUUCCUACAAUUAGAGGAGGAAACUCAAGUUCAAGCACAAAGACAAAAAGGCCAAAAAAGAAGAAGGAAUAUGUAAGAAGAUUUAGUGAGAAAACUGUUGUAAGUGAAAGGUCAACCUCUCCAACAAGUGUUAUGAAUGGACCAAGUGACAAAUUACCACCAACUGGUAAACAUUGCCGUAGGACAAGCUGGUCAUAUUAAGUUUUCUUGAUUUUGUAAAUUCUCUCUUCUUUAUUGUUCUGAAUAUGAUCAGACUUUUUCUUUUCUUUUCUCUUUUUGAGCUUAUGCAUUGUAAAUUCUUCUGUUGAUUUUGUACAUGUUUGAGUUAGACUAGAAAUUAGUCACUCUUUGGCAUGUUCCUUUAGAUUAGGACUAUGUUUUCGUUACCAAGUUAUGCUGGUUCAUCCGACUUGAUAUUAUAUGUACUGUUUUUUAGUUUCUCA
Nicotiana tabacum (common tobacco) is the source of this 1115-nucleotide messenger RNA. Lineage: Eukaryota; Viridiplantae; Streptophyta; Magnoliopsida; Solanales; Solanaceae. The record is from RefSeq and is a predicted model, not a curated record.